AUGGAUGAGCUCCAUGACGCCGCGAUUGCGUAUUACAACAACGGCUCAAUUGAACAACAAACUUUGGCGCGGCAGUUUUUCCGGGUAAUGGACAUUAACGGUAACGGUCGGGUCAGCCUUCAAGAGUUUACCAACUUCUUGUGUCGAACAGCCGGCUUAGCUUGGGUUCAUCCCGAGAUGUUCACUGAGCUAGACCGAAACGGAGACGGUCAGCUCGACUUUUGGGAGGUCUUGACGCUUUACUACGUGGCUCGGACCCGGACGGUUGGCUGCGACACGUGCCGUCGGCUUCUCAAUGGUUUAUACUUCACGUGUGUCACGUGCUUCGAUUCGCCAUGCGACGGCGACACAUUUGAUCUCUGCGUCAAUUAUAUCGAAUAA
This is a messenger RNA of Arabis nemorensis, 381 nucleotides long. Lineage: Eukaryota; Viridiplantae; Streptophyta; Magnoliopsida; Brassicales; Brassicaceae. The record is from the annotation of a GenBank genome assembly.